Molecule: messenger RNA, 1178 nt
Organism: Drosophila erecta
Lineage: Eukaryota; Metazoa; Arthropoda; Insecta; Diptera; Drosophilidae
Product: CCR4-NOT transcription complex subunit 9
Exons: 2
Coding region: 1-900 (299 amino acids)
Biological process (GO): negative regulation of translation; mRNA catabolic process
Cellular component (GO): CCR4-NOT core complex; CCR4-NOT complex; P-body
Source: RefSeq, a predicted model, not a curated record
AUGAGUGUGCCAAACAUGGAUUGUGAACAGCGCGGCGAUAUAGACCCUGUCUACGGCUGGAUCGCCAACCUGUGCAACAAAGAAACGCGUUUUUGGGCCAUGUUGGAGCUAUGCGAAAGACGCAACCACAUCGACAGCCUAGGACUCUUGCUGUGGCAUUCCUUUGGAGCUGUGAGUGGUUUGCUGCAAGAGAUUGUGUCAAUAUAUCCAGCAAUUUAUCAAGAUAUUGAAUUAACCGGCCAACAGUCGCACCGGAUUUGCACUGCCAUCGGGCUGAUUCAGGUCAUGGCCUCACAUCCCUUCAUUGGUAUUCAACUCAUACGAUGCCAAUUCAUGUGCUAUUUAAUGCCAUUGCUUAAGAUGACCUCUCAAACUCGGGCCGUUGAGCAUGUUCGCCUGUCAGUUUUGGGCGUCAUUUGCGCUCUACUGAAAUCGGAUCAUGCGGAGAUCGUGGUUUAUUUUUUGGGCACUGAAUUAAUUCCACUUAUUCUGCGGCAGCUGGAAUUGGGUACCACAAUGAGCAAGGUGCUCUGUGCAUUCGUCUUGUACCGCACCUUGGAACACGAAGUAGGCUUAAAGUUUGCCAGUCGAAGGCUGGCACGAAGGCUGCAUCUAAUCCAUACUUUAGCCAGGGUUGUGCACCAACUGACACUGGAACCGGAGCCCAGGGUUCUUAAACAUGUAGUGAGGAUCUAUUCUCGCCUGGCGGAUCAUCCCCAGAGUCUGGAGCUGAUCGUAAAGCUAUUGCCGGCACAGAUUCGGAACGGCUAUUUCUGCCAGGAAGGAUUAGCGGGCUUUGAGAGCGCCUCACUAGAGCUGGCUAAUCUUAACCGUAAGCUGGUCAAUAAACAUGAGAAAAAAGACAAAGCUUGUGAUGAUUCCGUGCCGGAAAAGCAUUGAAGCAAAAUUUCUCGCCUCAUUAGGGCUCCUUUCCCUAAUGGUCCUUAUCAAUGCAUACAAAUGGUGUACCAAACAGAUGUUUUAUUUGGUGGCAAGAGUAUACCAUGUAAAUUUCAUUUAUAUUUCUACUGCUUAUCUCUGGUUGGUGGAUAUGUAAGGGUUCCCUCUGAGCAUUAAGUUGGCAUAAUGCAAUAAACAGAUCGUAAAUAUUUUGAUACCAUUUCUCCACCGUAAUUGACUCGACGUUACUUCGAAUGUCAAACAAUAAAUUCAAUUUC